Molecule: messenger RNA, 3522 nt
Organism: Sphaerodactylus townsendi
Lineage: Eukaryota; Metazoa; Chordata; Lepidosauria; Squamata; Sphaerodactylidae
Exons: 7
Coding region: 415-2925 (836 amino acids)
Source: RefSeq, a predicted model, not a curated record
CUCUGGAAACGCGCAGAGGCGAAGAAUAGAACGAAGCAGGAGUUCGGUAGCGUUUUAAACCCUAACAAAUUUUAUUUCAUUUAUAUUAAAAAUGAACGUACCAGAACAUUGCUGUUGGGACAUUGUUGGGACUUUGGAAAGAAAGCAGGGAGCUUUGUUUUUUUAUAUAGGACAACAACAGCGCCAAAAAGGGUGAUUCUUCAGCAUUGGUAUGAAUGGGGAAACAAAGCUGUUGUGGCUGCCCUAAGUCCCUUGUUUUAGAAGUUGCACAGUUUGUAUAAUCUCUGUAUGGAGGACACAUAUCAUCUAAGGAGGAUCGCCUGCAAGAAGACUGGGAACCCUGAAUUUUUUUGCAUUUUCUUUUCUGGCAUCUGGGCUUCUGGUGUUUGAACUGUCAAAGGCCUGCCCUCUCGCAUGUUCACUUCCACCAGUGAAACACCUUGGUUUGUCUCAAGAACAAUGAGGCGCGACAGACCCCAAGAGCGGGCAGCCAGCUGGCCAGCAGAACACAUCAAGGUGCUCCUUGCCCUCUGGACUGAGGCAGCAGUGACUCACGAUCUCAGUUCCCACGGGAGGAAUCGUGCUGUGUAUGACGGCAUUUCCCAGCGCCUUGCCGAAAUGGGCAUUUACCGGACUGGGGACCAAUGCCGGGAGAAAAUGAAAGGUCUAAAAGUCGCCUACCGCAAAGCCAAAGAAAACAAUUCAGUGGGGCGGCCCCCUAUCAAGUGUCCAUUCUAUGAUGAGAUAGACCAGAUAAUGACACAGUACAUCAACUGCAGGCCAGGCUUUCCCUCAGAAACGGGUGAAGGCUCCAGCACCAUCGUGGACAGGCAAGAAGGACUCCCCAUCUCAGAGCCCUGGGGGUCCCAAUCUGGUAUCUCUGAGCGCUGGGGAUCCCAGGCCGCAGCACACUGGUUGUCACAGACUGCUGCCUCUGAAAGUCAAGGGACUGAUGAAUUCAGCUAUGUCCAGGCCGAGUCCCAAGAUGCCUUUGGUGAGAUCCAAGUCAUCCCAGUUCAAGUGAAGGAGGAGGAAUCGGAAGAUGAGAUAUCACCUGAGCUUGUGAUGGAAACACAACCCAUGCCAAGGCAUCUCAUCUCCAUGCUUGACCAGCGUCCUCACCUCCGAACCCAGAAGCAAAAGGUUCAGGGGGAGGGACCAUCAAGCUAUCAAAGGGGCGCUGGCCGGAAGUACAACAGUUCCCAUCACCUGGAGCUGCAGAGAGUGCAGAGACAGGCGGCCAACCAAGCAGAGGAGAAGCAGAGCUUAGCUGAAUUCAUUCAGCAUGACAGGGAGAUGCGCCGGGAGGACCGGGAAUUCCAGGCCCAGCUCUUUGAGAAACUUUUUCAGAAGCAAACGGAGCUUGUUCAAGCACUGUCUCAGAGAGCUCCUGUCAGCCCUGCCUCCACCACCUGUAUCAACACCCUGCAGGCCUUGCUGGUGUCUGCAAAGAAUGGAGCAGGAACUGCAGCCCAUGGUUCCCAGUUACAGGCUUUGCUAGAACAGAUUGUGCAGGCUGAAGCCUCAGAGAAAGGCCUGCCUAGGCUUCCUGUGAAGGACGCCCUUGGGGGAGCCAUGAAGGUGCCUCCUGAGGUGCAGUACUGGACUGCCGAAGAGAUACUGAGGUGGCUGCUGUCUCAGCAAUCUCCCAGCGACCAGUGCCCAGAGGCAUUAGUGACCCCCAGACCAGGGAGUGUGGCUGGCAAGGGCCGCAACAAAGUCCAGCAGCUCUGUGCUAAAGAGACAGAUGCAGAUGUCAAUGUCGAAACACAGCGCCAGUGCUUCAGGCAGUUCUGCUACCAGGAUGCCUGUGGGCCCCAAGAGGUUUAUAGGUGCCUGUGGGACCUUUCGCAUCAGUGGCUGAGGCCAGAGGUCCGCACCAAAGAGCAGAUCAUGGAGUUGUUGGUGGUUGAGCAAUUUUUGAGUAUCCUGCCUGAAGAAAUCCAGACCUUGGUACGUGAGUGCCAGCCAGAAAAUGGCAAAGAGGCUGUGGCCCUGGCAGAGAGGUUCCAGCUUCACUUUGAAUCCAAGAGGAAACGGGACCAGACACGAGUCACGUCUGAGGACAUGGUUCCAAUUUCUUCCCGAGGAAAACUGGAUGAGAAUGAAAGACAAACAGAUGUCAAAGAUAGUCAGGAGAACCCUGGGAGGACUAGCUUACUGGGUACAGAAGCGCACCUUCGUCUGAGGAAGAGACCAAAGAUUGCAUCCAGGCACAGUGGAGAACAUGAAGAGACAACGGCAAAACACAGGAAGCUGGAUAAUAACCUAGAGGAGCAGGAGGCGACGGAGGCUGCAGAGAGAGUGAACCGCAGGCCGAUUCCUGGGUCAGGAAAGCAAGACAGGAAAGGAAAAGGGCACGAAAGAUCUGUUCCAGUUGCUGUGGCUGCGGAGAGUACAGCUGAGGGGCAAGCCAAGGUGGAGGGCAGUGGAAGGGCUUCAAAAUCUCUGAAUGGGGCACUUCCUUCUGCCACACUGCGAAUGCGGAAGACGCCAGUGAGCCUUGUGCCCUCUCAGCUGGCUUUCGACAAGGAUGACAUUGUGUCUAGCCCUUGGCAUAGAAAUGAAAGCCGCACAUCUCCCGAGGCAGAUGGACCUUCUCUCAGUGACAGUAUUGAGCUGCUGCCGGAUUCUCCGUGGAGCGGAAACGGCAGCGGUGACACAACCCAUGACGGGCCCACUGAUUCCAGAGUGGCGCCAUCCUGUGCCAACUGCUCUGUCCUGAAGGCUGAGCUGGACACGAUCUGUGAGGAGCUCAGGAUAACCCAAGCUUCCACACUGUAUGGACUCAGCGGAACCUCCCUGCAAGACUUAACAGAAGCUCUUGGCACCAUUGCGCACAUCCUCAACAACAGGAAGUCUUCAUCAGCCGCAAACGCACCCCAGAAAGUUGCUGAAAUACCCACGAGGCCAGUAUGGCAAUAGAAAAAUAAUUUCUGAACCACCGAAUGAUCUGAACGUACUCCAGCAUGAAGGCAACCAAGAAAUUCAACAGCAAUAGCGACAGCAUUAGGAUGAAGGCAGUGGUAGGAUUCAAAUAAUUUAACAACCGGUUCCAAAAGGACUCAGUGGUGGGAUUACAACUAUUCUCUGAAAUAGACAACAAAUUAGCUACUGGUUCUACAAAUAAGUGCGAAUAGGAUGAAUCCCACCUCUGGAUGAAGGCCUCAAUUUUUAGCAACAGCAGUGUCCUCAGCUCUUGUUGUUGGAGUUCUGCGAUUGACCUUGCUACAUUCUUUCUCCCCACUCCCUAUCAUCCUUAGAGGAUCAUGUAAGUUGCUAGGGCUGCAGCAAGACUUAGAAGCCCCAGAGCUGAUAUUCUUUGCCUGCAGUGGGGCAGAUACCAUCAUGAUUUGAUUUGCCCUUUAAAUGUGAAACUAGGGUUCAUUUGUGUGUGUUUUUUUAAAUACAGUAGUAGCUGUUUCUCCCCAUUCCUGAUCCGAUCCAAAUAAAGCAAUUGGGAACAUGUUUGUUUCAAUUCUCUCUGUGAGCAAUAAAUCACGUCUGCAAUUGAGCCAAAAA